Molecule: messenger RNA, 1561 nt
Organism: Cynara cardunculus var. scolymus (artichoke)
Lineage: Eukaryota; Viridiplantae; Streptophyta; Magnoliopsida; Asterales; Asteraceae
Product: protein ASPARTIC PROTEASE IN GUARD CELL 1-like
Exons: 1
Coding region: 1-1446 (481 amino acids)
Biological process (GO): proteolysis
Molecular function (GO): aspartic-type endopeptidase activity
Source: RefSeq, a predicted model, not a curated record
AUGGCUUCUCCCUUCUUCCUCCUUCUCUCUCUACUCACCCUCACCGCCACCGCCGCCGCCACCACCACCACCACCACCACCUUCGACGUUUCCUCCGCCGUGCAAAGAACCCUCGACCUUCUCAACCCCACUUCAGUGGAACAAGAACAACUAGAAGAAAAAACACCCAUCUCUUCUUCUUCCUUGUCUUUUAUCCUCCACCCUCGAUCCGCCAUCCACCAUAACCACCAGCACCACGAUUAUGAAGCUCUCACCCUCUCCCGACUCGCUCGUGACUCACACCGAGUCACCUCACUCACUACAAGGCUAGAAUUCGCACUCGCCGGAACAAACAAGUCUGAAAUGAAGCCGGUGGUUGACACAGAUUCGAUGAUAAGGCCGGAAGGCUUAUCCACCCCCAUUACUUCCGGCAUAUCUCAGGGCAGCGGCGAGUACUUCGCUAGAGUUGGAUUGGGUACGCCGGUGCAAUCGUAUUACAUGGUUAUCGACACCGGCAGUGACAUUAAUUGGCUUCAAUGCGAGCCUUGCUCCGAUUGCUACCAACAGACCGAUCCGAUAUAUAAUCCGGCGUCUUCGACGUCCUACGCUGCGUUAUCCUGCGGCUCUACACAGUGCGGUUCACUCGAGAUCACCGCUUGCCGGAGCAACACGUGUCUUUACCAGGUGUCCUACGGUGACGGAUCGUUUACCGUCGGUGAUUUCGUGACUGAAACGGUGUCGUUUGGGAAAUCAGGUUCCGUACCGAAGGUAGCAAUGGGUUGCGGCCACGAUAACGAAGGUUUGUUCGUCGGCGCCGCUGGGCUUCUCGGACUCGGCGGCGGUUUGCUAUCUUUGCCGUCCCAGAUCAAAGCGACGUCGUUUUCGUAUUGUCUUGUUGAUCGUGAUUCGAAAACAGCAUCCACCUUGGAAUUCAACUCCGCUCCGCCGGCGAACUCCGUCACCGCGCCGCUGCUACGGAAUCUGAGAAUGAAGACUUAUUUAUACGUCGGAUUAACCGGAAUAAACGUCGGUGGCCGACCGUUGUCCCUCCCUCCUUCCAUUUUCUCCGUAGACGACACCGGAAGAGGUGGCGUGAUCGUCGACUCCGGCACCGCCGUGACACGGUUGCAGAGCCAAGCGUACAACUUGCUACGCGACGCCUUCACUCGGCAGGCGAGAAGUUUGAAACCCACCGAGGGGUUUUCGUUGUUUGAUACUUGUUUCGAUUUCUCGGCCCUGACGAGGGUGGCGGUGCCGACGGUGGGGUUCACUUUCGCCGGCGGUAAGACGCUGUCGCUAAAACCGGAAAAUUACCUGAUACCUGUUGAUUCACGUGGGAAGUUCUGUUUGGCGUUCGCUCCGACGGACGGAGCACUGUCGAUCAUCGGUAACGUCCAGCAGCAAGGGACACGUGUCGGUUACGAUUUGACUAAAUCCGUCGUCAGUUUCUCGCCCAAUAAUUGUUGAAUUAAAAGUAAAACGUUAUGGUAAUGUGUACCUUUUUUAUUAUCUAUUAAAAAUAGACAAAAUGAGCAUUACAUUUUUACGUCUUUUUAUUUGUAUAUUUUAAAAAACAAUUAUU